CCAAACUCUCAUUCUCACGCGGCACCUUGUUGUGACAUUAACACGUCACCUAGUUACUUCAACAAGCCUUCUAAGAAAAAGAUCUACCACCAUGUCCGCUGUCUUACUCCUUCUCCCACUCCUCUUUCUAAAUUCACCCAUUCCCCUCGUUCCCCAUCCAACCCUCUUCCUUCAGCGCCUCACGCGCAUACCCAAGAAGAGGUCAAAAGGACUCAUUCAGGCCGUACCGUUCGCUUUGCUGACUACUUUCGCCCGUAGUGACGGUCUCUGGGGGGGAGUGAUGUAGUGUACUUAUUUACAUAUUUAUUUAUCUAUCUAUCUAUUACACUACAUUUAUUUAUUUAUCAUUUAUUUACAAUAUAUAACAUUACAUUCACGCAUUCACACACACACAUUCACAACACAACAUCACAUACUCAAAACACAUCUCAUAUAUUCACAUACAAAAUACAUAUUAUACACGUACAAACAAACACGCACACUCCACAUUUUUAUAUACAAUUGCAACGCGCUACAGAGCGCCGCCCGCGGCGCGGAUGCAAAAUGUCCGAAAUGCGGAAUCAUGCACCGCGCCGCGCCGGCCGGCCAACAGUCGCCUCGCGCUGCUACACUGUGCUGACACCUCGCUCGUUUGCCCUCUCGCCCGCCAUUUUGUUUACGUGUUUUCUUAGUUUAUAUUGUUUACGUGUACGUCUUAACUUGUAUCCGUGUACGUGAAACAAUAAACUGUUUUAUUAUUAUAUAGUGGUUUAUUUCACCCCACGGUGAAACUACAUCCUCAAUAACCGCUAAAGAUUGCUUGUCUAAAACACUAAAAUAACGAUGUUUUCUAUUAAGGUUUCGGCAGUGAGAACCGAGGAAUGCAACUUAAAGAGACUUGAAAAUCUGAUGUUAUAAAAGCCCUCACACUCUAUCAAUGGUUGUAUAGCUCGGGCAUGCGCAGUACGCCACCAAACGCCAUACUUCUCAUCAAUGGGGCAGCCAUCUUGAUGACGUCAGAGAAAUGGCGCCCUUUAUGCAAUUUUUAUGAUAAGGUAAAAUCACUGCAAAUAACAGAAAUAACAAUAUUUAAAUGAAGGAUUGUAGUUCAAUGUCAUGGACUUUCGCCCUAUCAAUAUUUUGACCGUUAAUAUGAGGUUGGGGAUACACUUCUAGUACUUUGCAGGCAAUGAAUAACAAAGUAAUCGAAUAAUUCUGAUUGAAAAUAUUGUUUGGCAUGUCCGUGGUGAAGUUUCGCGUCUGCGCUGUUCAUCCCUGUACCAAUUUCUGUGCAAGUGUAACUCGAAACUGUUGUAAAGUGCUGUGUUUUUGUAUAAAAAAUUGUUUAAAAAUACACUACCAACAUGUCGUGCGGGUCAGAAUGUCUAUCGGUGGGUCCGCCGCCGGACAGCAUCCUGCGCAUGCCGCCACCGCCACUACCAGCCUUCCUAGCCAGCGCCGGCGCCGCCAACCUCACCCCGCCGUGCAAAGCGGCGCGCUGCCCGCCGCACCACAACAACGAAGUCAACGCACUCUUCCCGGGAGUCGAGUACCACGAGCUGCCACGACAUGAGCCAGCGGGGUACGACGACACGUGGUUCCUAGUGCUGAUUACUUGCUGUAUCGCAGUUCUCUGCAUCGCAGCGCUGCUCGCCCUCUUCCUGCUCAAGUGCAGAGAGGUGCGCGGUGGCUGUAAGAGCGGCACGGGCAAAGCCAGUGGCUCCAACGCACUAUAUGGCAGCGCGGCGCUAGACUCCCGCGUGCUUUGGGCGGCGCUCACCCCAAGGGGCACGAGGCACUUCGUCGCCGACACCUACCCACACGACGACACAGAAGACCAUCACUACGAGUGCGUGGAACCCCCGCUUUACAAGCUCGGACCACCUGAAGACCUCGCCAUCACCAGACACUUCAACGUGGAAUACGAAGACCCGGCACCUCUCAUCGAAAGUUACUCCGAUAGAACCGAGGAGUACUUCAGGAACGGGAUGGAAACUCUACGUAGAACGAGACCGCUUGUCUCCUCGCCUACUAGGAUCGAAAGACCCAACCUUCCUCCGUUGAAUCUGCAGCCAAGGAGCCUUCGACGCGCGCCGCACUCGAGACGCGUCAGUGACGCCAACAACUCUGAGAAGUCGGCCAUCUGAAGCGAGGAAGGCGCGGUCUUCUCCGUCGCCGAUACAACAGAUAUAGAGUACGAGUGGCACGCCCGCGCCCCCUCCAACGUCGACCGCCUCGUGUGAGGACCUCGCACGCAACAGUUCACAACACUAAAACAAAAACUAUAUGAGUGAUUUCAAAUUCGUGUUUAAGUAGUACUCACAAUAUUUUAAAUGAUAAAUAGCUUAAAUGCACAGAUAAUGCCUAGAUUUAAGUACAUACACGUAUGCUUUUGUUUAAAAAUGUACUCUAAAAACCUGUAAAAAAAAACACCAAAUAUGUGUUAAAACAACGUAAUAUAUAUAAAAUUAGGAUUUACCAUUUACUUGAGUAAUUAAGAAAGUAGUUUAAGCUACAAAGUAUAACGAUACAUAAAUCUAUACAGAUAAACACUCACCUACACAACAUUAGUAAAAUAUUAACCAAACCAUAUCAGAAGAAACGUAUUAAAGUUUAUAUGAUGUACUAUUAAAGCUAAUUGACAAUAUAAAUGAUUUCUGUUUAUGUAAAGGAUUGUAGUAAAAAAAAAGUCUAUCAUAUAAGUAAAUGUAAAUAAAAAAAUAUGCUUACGAAUGAUGCUAAAAACCGAAUAUAGAAAAAAAUUGUAUGCCUGUUCUCUAGAAUAUUGUGAAUUCUUUGAAGUAUCAAAGAAUAAU
Messenger RNA from Papilio polytes (common Mormon), 2795 nucleotides. RefSeq lists its product as uncharacterized. Bases 1344 to 2126 code for a protein of 260 amino acids. Lineage: Eukaryota; Metazoa; Arthropoda; Insecta; Lepidoptera; Papilionidae. The record is from RefSeq and is a predicted model, not a curated record. The transcript has 6 exons.